Antechinus flavipes (yellow-footed antechinus) is the source of this 1096-nucleotide messenger RNA. It is a transcript of the gene AIMP2, whose product is annotated as aminoacyl tRNA synthetase complex interacting multifunctional protein 2. Bases 99 to 1064 code for a protein of 321 amino acids. The record is from RefSeq and is a predicted model, not a curated record. Gene Ontology annotation, cellular component: aminoacyl-tRNA synthetase multienzyme complex. Lineage: Eukaryota; Metazoa; Chordata; Mammalia; Dasyuromorphia; Dasyuridae. The transcript is spliced from 4 exons.
UUGCGACGGAAGGAUUCGUAGUAAUUGCCAUUUGUUCGAGUUACCCAUAGGGCGUUCGUGUGCACUUUCUUCUCCCUUCCUCUCACUUCCCUUCCGCGAUGCCCAUGUAUCAGGUAAAGCCGUAUCACGCGGUGAAUGGAUCGCUGUGUGUAGAACUCCCCACCUGCAUGUACCGGGUCCCUAAUAUACACGGCAAGAACCGAGGCUCGGCCUUCAGCGUGGGCCCGGCGGGGCACGUGCAGGAAGAGGCUGACCCAUCUCUUCAGGCUCUUGAGUCCCGCCAGGAAGAGAUCUUAAAACGUUUGUAUGAAUUGAAAACUGCUGUUGAUGGACUCUCCAAGAUGAUACAAACACCAGAUGCAGACUUUGAUAUGACAAACAUGAUCCAAGCCAGUGAACGUAUUUUAACUACAAGUGCAGUAGACUUGGAUUCAAUGCUUGGGAAGGAUUAUGGAGCAUUGAAAGAUAUAGUAAUCAAUGCAAACCCAAUUCUACCUCCGCUUUCAUUGUUGGUGCUACACAGCUUCCUUUGUGAACACUACAAGAUAUUAUCAACUGUUCAUGUGCAUUCGUCUGUAAAGAAUGUUCCUGAAAAUCUUUUGAAGUGUUUUGGAGAACAAUCUAAGAAACAGUCACGUCAUGAAUACCAACUGGGCUUUACUUUAAUUUGGAAGGAUGUACCAAAGCCCCAGAUGAAGUUCAGUAUUCAAACAAUGUGUCCUAUCGAAGGUGAAGGAAACAUUGCUCGGUUUUUGUUUUCACUGUUUGGCCAGAAAUAUAAUGCUGUCAGCCUAACACUUAUAGAUAGUUGGAUAGAUAUAGCUCUUUUUCAGUUGAAAGAAGGAAGUAGUAAAGAAAAAGCAGCUGUCUUGCGCUCUAUGAACUCUGCUCUUGGCAGAAGUCCCUGGCUGGUAGGAAAUGAAUUCACUGCAGCAGACAUUGUAGCUUGGUGUGCACUUCAGCAAUCAGGUAGUGCUAAUUCUGUUCCAGCCAACGUUCAAAAGUGGAUGAAAUCAUGUGAAAACUUGGCCUCUAUGAAUGCUGCCUUGAAAUUCUUGAAGUGAAUUUUUAGAAUUAAAAGUACCAUGACUAAAAA